GGGGUGGUUUGAACGGGGAAAAAAAAUAACAGUAUGGCGUCACUCCUCAACGCGGAUAAAACUUACGCGAGUUUUGGUGUCGUGUUCUCUUUCAAAAUGAUGUCAUUAGAGUGAAACGACGUUUCACUUGAUAACGUAAUGAAGUUCGAAUCAACCUGGCAAAGGCAGAAGUGGAGAAAAUGUUUGUGUGAGACCGAAAAGAAUGAAAGGUAUGUAUGAGAGCCAAGCAGAAACCAAAGGUUCGAUCUCGUCGUCAUCCUUGGCCGCUGAGCACGCCCAGCCAACAGAAAUAUCAAACGGCGACGGCGACCCUGGGCCUUCUGCCAUCAAGUCAUGUCUGGCGCAUCACAACAAAGAGCAGCGGAAGGGGACUCGAGUCACCUUUCAGAACGGAGAACACCUGGAGGAAGCGGCCUCAGAGAGCAGCCAUUGUCUGCGGCCGUUACUUGGGUACGACUGGAUAGCAGGUGUCCUCGAUGUGGAAAAGUCCCUACAAGAACACUCGGAUGAUUUCUACGAAGAACUUCAGGCUUUUCGAACACAAAAUCGAAGCGAGUGCAUGCACCAUCCCCAAGCCAAAUUUUCCCUGGAUAAGUGCUCUGCUCAGACACUGUUUGCAGACAUUGGCAGUCCGGAGACUGACACAGAUACUCAUCAGUGCACCUUCUUGUAUAGGCUGAACAGCAGACUGUUUCCCGUUCCCGUUCACCCCCAGGAUCGAUGUCCCGUGUGCAAAAUUCCAAAAUCCUCACACCCGCACGCUAAAGACAAACCAGCUCUCGUCAGAGUCAGCAUCCCUCGCUCCACUCUCCUACCACCUUACGAGUACAAAGCGCAUCGCCGCAGCAGCUUCGACCCAUCUGACAGUUUGGGUUUACCAUCUCACUGCCUCUUGGGCUGGUCCCACACGGUUCAGAGCCACUUACGUCCACCUAGCAACCUUGACCUGCGAAGUCACCUGGAAAAGAACACUGAGCAACCAGAGGAUCAGGUGACCACAAGUCUUCAGUCUGACCAAUCACCAGUUGUCGCUCCACUGGCUCGCCACCUCUUCCAGCACUUCUCGCCCAAAAGAAAAAAAAAACGACCCUCACCUUCAACCAUAGGCUGACAGACCUUCAAAAGUAUUUCCAUCCAUCCUUUAUUUGUUUGUAGCGCUCGUCCUCAGUUAGAGUUGCAAGUGAGCCAAAGCCUUUGCCACCUGAGUUUUGGGUGAGAUUCAGGGUACCCCCGGGACUGGUUGUCAGCCAAUCACAGGACACUUAUAGAGAAACAGCUAUUCACAGUCACAUUCAGAAUUCAGAAUCUUCAAUGAACCCAACGUGCUUUUGGAAUGUAGGAGGAGAAGAAUCGAGAGAAAACCCACGCAAUCACAUGGGGAUCAUGAAACUCCACCAUGGAGGACUUUAGCCGGAUUCAAACAGAGACUCUUGACCGGAAGGCAAACGUGUUAACUACUAAGACACUUUUCUGCCUCAAAAGUCGAUUUUAGAAGAAAUUGUAAAUGUUAUGUAUUCAUGUGUGUCAAGUCUUGUCAAAUAAACAUACUAAUCAUUUUAGUGGA
Syngnathoides biaculeatus (alligator pipefish) is the source of this 1564-nucleotide messenger RNA. It is a transcript of the gene miip, whose product is annotated as migration and invasion inhibitory protein. The record is from RefSeq and is a predicted model, not a curated record. Gene Ontology annotation, biological process: negative regulation of cell migration; negative regulation of G2/M transition of mitotic cell cycle. The transcript is spliced from 9 exons. NCBI's taxonomy places the organism in Eukaryota, Metazoa, Chordata, Actinopteri, Syngnathiformes, Syngnathidae. Bases 203 to 1111 code for a protein of 302 amino acids.